AUGACCAGUCGGUUGAAAGAAAAGACGUUUAAAAAGUACAAAACGCUAGAUCAGAGGUAUGAAACCAUCGGAAGGAUUGGAGAAGGUGCCUAUGGGAUUGUGAGAGUAGCCAGAGAACUUUCAUCAUCACAUCGAGUAGCGGUUAAAAGUUUUAAACUGAAAUUGACCAGAGAGUCCGAAGGAAUACCCUUCUCAAUAUGUAGAGAAAUUAAUUUGUUGAAAGAGCUUGAUCAUCAAAAUAUAUUAAAAGUGAAAGACAUUGUAUUGGAUAAGAGUGAUGGCUCGUUCUAUAUGGUAACACCAUACUGUAAAUUAGAUUUAGAGAAAAUGUUAAAUUAUCAUAAAAAGCAAAUUCCAUUAGAUGCAAAUCAAACAAGAAGAUUGCCUCCCAAAUUGGAUAGAAAUGUCAUUAAAUCAAUGCUCUAUCAAAUGUUGUGUGGAUUAAAUUACUUACAUCGUGCAUGGGUCAUCCAUAGAGAUUUGAAACCAGCUAAUAUUCUUAUACAUGAUGAAGGUACUGAACGAGGCGUCAUUAAGGUGGCAGAUUUUGGGUUAGCACGUAUAUUUAAGGAUCCAUUAAGAAAAUUAAGUGAUGAUGGCCCUGUAGUAACGAUUUGGUAUCGAGCACCUGAGCUAUUGCUAGGUGCAAAACAUUACACUCCUGCUGUAGAUAUUUGGAGUCUUGGAUGUAUUUUUAAUGAACUAGUGACAACAAAACCAAUCUUUGAAGGCAGAGAAAGUAAAGAAGCCUUCCAAAGAGAUCAACUGGAAACAAUCUUUAAAAUUCUAGGAACACCAAGCGAGGAGGAUUGGCCUGAAAUGAAGGACUUGGAAUUCUACAAGCUCAUGACUCACAUUCCUCACUAUCCUCCAAACUUGGAACAGCACACAGAGCUUCCAAGUGAUUCUCUUGAAUUAGAUCUUUUAAAAAGAAUGCUUUGUUAUGAUCCAACUAAAAGAAUUACUGCAGCAGAAGCAUUGAAACAUCCUUUAUUUGAUCAAAAACCUGUAGCAUACAUGUAUUGUUUUGGAAGUGACAAACGCUUGAGCUACAAUUAUCCAGACCAACCCAUCUACUCUGAAAAUGUAGCACAAAGACCACCAAAUGCAGUUCAACAACCUCUUCCACAAUCCAAUGUACAAUCUGUCGCACAGCAAUUAGCAACAACUCAUCAAAAGCCACAUCAUCACCACCACCACCAUCAGGCACCUUCUCAACAACAAACACAACAACAGCCAGCUACUGAGCAAACCGUAUCUUCUUCCUCAAAUCUACCUCAAACUAAACAAUCUUCUUCCUCCAACGGAGUAGAAUCUAAGCAACAACAACAACAAACCGAUAAAAAGAGAAAAAAGUCUACCAAAGAAACAAACUCUAAGAAAAAAAAGAUGUAA
Molecule: messenger RNA, 1395 nt
Organism: Naegleria fowleri
Lineage: Eukaryota; Heterolobosea; Eutetramitea; Acrasida; Naegleriidae
Exons: 7
Coding region: 1-1395 (464 amino acids)
Biological process (GO): protein phosphorylation
Cellular component (GO): nucleus; mediator complex
Molecular function (GO): ATP binding; cyclin-dependent protein serine/threonine kinase activity; RNA polymerase II CTD heptapeptide repeat kinase activity
Source: RefSeq, a predicted model, not a curated record